CCAACAGAGCAGCAGCAUCUAUGGAAGCAGCGCACACAGCAUAGGAUAGUAUGGUCAGGGGCAGAUGUCUCCUACAGCGAAGCCUCCUUGACACAUGAAGCCAAGUUUCCUGCAAAAUACGCCGUGGCGUUGAAGGGGGCACCGGCGCAUGUCCACGGUUCAGCACGCUGGACAGCGCUCGCACGAGUUCCAAAUGGGCAAGACUUUCCGGAGUUAAUUUCUACACACUCGGAAGGAUUUUUACCACUAUCAACGAAAACAGAGGAAUUAACAAUGCAGGUGAUACAUAUUACUGUAACAACAGGCGCACACACACGGCAAGUGUAGUUUUAAAGUGAGAAAUGGACUUGGCGGAAAUACUUCUUGCGUUGUUCAUCGUUGUGGUCGCGAUUGUCUCGUUGUUGUCCAACUUGCUGGUGCUGCUAUGUUUUGUCCACAGCACCGAGAUACGCCGACAGGUGCCUGGUAUCUUUACAAUGAACCUGUCUUUCUGCAACAUUCUCAUCACGGUUUUGAAUAUGCCAUCGACGCUGGUGGGAAUUAUUAAAAACCAACAGCCUUUUGGGGAUUGCCUGUGCCACGCCGUGAGUUUUCUGGAGACUUUUCUCACUGCCAACACCAUGUUGAGCAUGGCUGCACUGAGCAUUGACCGCUGGAUUGCCGUGGUCUUCCCACUGAGUUACUCCACCAAGAUGCGCUACAGGGACGCGCUCGUCAUGGUGUGCUACGCGUGGCUUCACUCCCUCACAUUCUCUCUCAUCGCGCUACUCUUCUCCUGGGUAGACUACAGCCACAUUUACGCAUCCUGCACUUUGCACCUCAGCGACGAGAAGGACGAGAGCGCACGGAUAAAAUUCACUGUGUUCACAGUUGCUUUCCAUGCAAGCAGUUUCAUGCUCUCGCUACUUAUCCUUUGUGUCACUUACUUAAAGGUGUUACAAGUUGCCCGAUUCCACUGCAAGCGGAUAGACAUCAUAACAAUGCAAACUCUCUUUCUACUUGUUGACAUUCACCCGAGUGUCAAGCAGCGCUGCCUGGUCGAACAAAAGAGGAGAAAACAGCGCGCCACAAAGAAAAUCAGCAUUUUCAUCGGGUCGUUCAUCAUCUGUUUCGCUCCAUAUGUGAUCACAAGGCUGGCCGAGUUGUUGCCGUUUGUCGGCGUUAGCCGUCACUGGGGCAUCGUGAGCAAGUGCCUGACGUACAGCAAAGCCGCGUCGGACCCGUUCGCCUACUCGCUCCUGCGGCAGCAGUACCGCAAGGUGCUGGUGUCGGUGGCUAACAGACUACUGCGACGCGACCUCUAUCCGUCGUCCGGCCCCAACAGCUCACUGGACACGGAGAACGACUACUGUCUCCAGAGGAUCAGCUAAAGGAGCUGAGAGAGGAGAGGGAGGGAGGGGAGGAGGUGCCCAUCUUGGAGCAAAGCAGAGGAGAGGAGAGAGGAGUGGAGGAGAGGAGGUGCCCAUCUUGGAGCAAAGCAGAGGAGAGAGGAGUGGAGGAGAGGGUGGAGGUGUCCGUCUUGUGAUGACAGGCCAGUGGCAUGGACGCUCGGAUGUGAAAAUGGAAACUGUGAUUACCUGUGAAGUGCCAGAGAAAUGACUGUAAGAAGGAGUGAAAGAGAGAGAAAGAGAGAGAGAGAGAGAGAGAGAGAGAGAGAGAGAGAGAGAGAGAGCGCUGUUGGUGUUCACACUAAUGUGCCCUUGGCAGAUGUCUGAAAUCAAACAUAUCGGCAAACAAGGAGACAAGAUCUCAGAGGUGUGGGUGAUUCACUGGACGCAAUUUAAAUCCAGGCAAACACACACACACACACACACACACACACUUGCUCUCACUCAAAUAUGAAAACGCCCACACAAACGCACUUCUUGUAAGGUGACACACAUACACGUGUUAUGACUCACAAGCAGACAUUACUCUGUCUCUCUCAGAUACACACAGACACACAACACAAAAUACUCACACAUACACACACACACACACACACACGGUAUGGGCAGAGAGUAAAUGUGUCACACUGAAGCACCCGGCACCUUGCUAAAGGGGAGGAGGAUGGAAGCCCGUCCUUUUGAGUGACAGCUGAGGAACGGAGCCGCCAAUACCACCGCCGUCGCCGCCACAACCUCAGACUGAGACCAGAGAGCAGCAGCUGUGUGUGUGUGUGUGUGUGUGUGUGUGGCUCUUCUUCUUGGAGGUCAAACACUAGUAGCCUACCCUCCUCACUACAGGGAAGAACAGAUAACAACCUUCAAAUGGGUGUCUCGCACACCGAGCGAAUGUUUCAGCCAAUUAACUGGCGUUGUGUCACAGAUAGCAGCAAGAGCAGCUUAACUAUGGUGGCAUGUAGCUAAAUGUCUACGUGGAAAUAUGUGUUUACUUCUAUCAAUGUUCCUAUGGCCGGUUUGGGAAAGCAGUCAUUUCUGGAGUGAUCUUCAGUGUUGAGCUACCUUGCAGUUGUUCAUAAAUAGUGUCAGUCACUGGAUAUUAAAAAUUAUUGCACUUUGCUAUGAAUUAUGAAUAACCUGUAUAGGUAGGCCUACAGAAAAGCCAAAGGCGAAGAUGUUUUUUAAACUAUCUCAGAGCUUGUGUGUUAACUGAAUGUACUACCUGAUUCUUUUAGUAAGUGCGACACAUUUGUACUAGUUCAUUAUUUUGUCAGGAGAUUACAGGAAAAAAAAAACACAUUUAUAUGGAUAUUUAUAUGAGGGGAAUAUAAUGUAAAUACUUUGCACAAUAUAAGAAAAAAAUAUUUGUUAAUUUAUUACUUGGUUAACUGAUGUUUUAAAUGUUUAAGUUUACAGUUGAAAAGUUAUAAGUGCUUUACAGAACUGCAUUUACGCCAGAUUGUGUUAACGUUUUCUUGGAAGGUUCCUGUGUUGUUAAAAUCAGAUAUGAGUGUAUCUGGUUCUAUUUUGAACAUAGAUUAGUAUAGAUGUAGCCACAACUGAGUAUUCCAUGCUGUGAGGACACACUUGCCAUCUCUGGUAUGUUAGUGUGGACUCUUGUGAACUUUGCACAAUAAAGUUAGCUCAGAGACCCGG
Molecule: messenger RNA, 3038 nt
Organism: Alosa alosa (allis shad)
Lineage: Eukaryota; Metazoa; Chordata; Actinopteri; Clupeiformes; Clupeidae
Gene: gpr78b
Product: G protein-coupled receptor 78b
Exons: 3
Coding region: 342-1370 (342 amino acids)
Biological process (GO): adenylate cyclase-activating G protein-coupled receptor signaling pathway
Cellular component (GO): membrane
Molecular function (GO): G protein-coupled receptor activity
Source: RefSeq, a predicted model, not a curated record